Molecule: messenger RNA, 4022 nt
Organism: Portunus trituberculatus (swimming crab)
Lineage: Eukaryota; Metazoa; Arthropoda; Malacostraca; Decapoda; Portunidae
Product: phosphoribosyl pyrophosphate synthase-associated protein 1-like
Exons: 11
Coding region: 9-1337 (442 amino acids)
Biological process (GO): 5-phosphoribose 1-diphosphate biosynthetic process; purine nucleotide biosynthetic process
Cellular component (GO): cytoplasm; ribose phosphate diphosphokinase complex
Molecular function (GO): ribose phosphate diphosphokinase activity; magnesium ion binding
Source: RefSeq, a predicted model, not a curated record
AGGCACAGAUGCGCAGUGAGACUGUGUUUGGUUCAUUCACUUAUACUCACUGGACGUCCUGUGGUUGGCGCCGCUGCUCCUGCCUUAAUCCGCCUUCAGUCCGCCAGUCGAACACCGGCAGCCCCAAGACCCGGACCAUGGACACCACACGCGGCAGCAAGGAGAUGGUGAUCCUGGCAGGGAACUCUCACCCAGAGCUGGCCAACCUCAUUGCCAGUCGCCUGGGUAAGCCUUUAGGCAACGUGUCUGCCUACCACAGCAGCAACCGAGAAACUAUGGUGGAGAUUGAUGACUCAGUAAGAGGGCGAGAUGCAUUUAUUCUUCAGACGGGUACAAACCGGCUAGAGGCGCCAGUAGGGAGGGCGGAGGUGAAGGAAAUGGCCAACCGAGAGACAAGUGUUGAGAUCAUGGAGUCUGUGAGAGAGAAGAGCGUUUACCUCAUACAAACAGCCAAUCCCAAAGACGUCAACAACAACAUCAUGGAGCUGUUGAUUAUGGCCUACGCCUGCAAGACCUCAUCAGCCCGCAACAUUGUGGGCGUCAUUCCGUACCUGCCAUACUGCAAACAGAGCAAGAUGAGGAAGCGAGGCUGCAUUGUCUCCAAGCUGCUUGCUAAGAUGAUGUACAAGGCUGGUUUGACACACAUCAUCACCAUGGACCUGCACCAGAAGGAGAUCCAGGGCUUCUUCGAGUGUCCUGUUGACAACCUGCGAGCCUCACCCUUCCUUCUGCAGUACAUCCAGGAGAGUAUCCCAGACUACCGCAAUGCAGUGAUUGUGGCGCGGGAUCCUGGCUCUGCUAAGAAGGCUACCUCCUAUGCUGAACGUCUGAGGCUAGGAAAUGGCAUUGCAGUCAUCCAUGGCGAACAGAAAACCAAUGAGGAUGAACAAGCAGAUGGCCGCAACUCGCCGCCUCUCGUGGAGCAUUCCCGUAUCAUGGAUGUCGGGGUUGGCGUGCCUGCUCUAGCUGCCAAGGAGAAGCCCCCUAUCAAUGUAGUGGGAGAUGUUGGAGGGCGCAUUGCUAUCAUGGUGGAUGACAUGAUUGAUGACGUGGCUUCCUUUGUGGCGGCGGCAGAGGUACUGAAAGAUCGUGGUGCUUACAAGAUCUAUGUCAUGGCCACUCAUGGACUCCUCUCCUCAGACGCCCCUCGGCUCAUUGAUGACUCCCCAAUUGAUGAGGUGGUGGUGACAAACACUGUGCCUCAUGAGAUUCAGAAGAUGCAGUGCCACAAGAUUAAGACUGUUGACAUCAGCAUCCUCCUAGCAGAAUCCAUCCGCCGCAUCCACAACAACGAGAGCAUGAGUUACUUGUUCCGCAAUGUUACCUUAGAAGAUUAAGUACUACCUACUGACACAGUCUUGUUAGCUGGGUGUAAUGGAGGUAAGCUUCUUAGAUUGCUUAGUUGGACAGGUGGAGAAGUAACACUGAAUUUUGAGGUUUUACUUGGUAAAUACUAGUACUGUAUACCUACUAUAACUGAACUUUAUACAUAUAUAUAAUUUUAUGGUAGCUUUGUGUUCAUUUGUUGUUUGGGGCUUGGGAAUGGUUUAUUAUGUACUGAACUGUUUUUACAUAUUUCUAAAGAAGUGUAUCCAGCCACAUUUACUGUAAGAUUGGAAAAUCUUUUCUAGUUGAUAAAGAAUACUUUAUAAAACAGGAAAUGAGUAUCUAACCAUAUUUAGGCAGAGCAUCAUGCUGACAUUUUGUAUAUGUAUAGCAAUAACCAAGAUGUGCUGAUUCUGCUCAUAUCCUCCAAUAUCUGUAGUACUCCUGCAUAUGUAUGCAGUGCUACAUAGAUAGACAGGUAGACAUACUUGGUCAGAGAAAUUUGUGGAUAAAAUUUGUUGCAAUUUAGCAUCACAGUUAAUUGUGUGUUUCGAGGUUAAGGAUUUUAUCUCCUAGUGGUAAGGGAAUGCACAUUACAGAGUAUAUCUCUUAACCUUUACCUUCAGAGAUGAUAUUUUGUUACUCAAACAUAUCUUUAGGUAUAUAAUUACAUAUAUAAGAAUAAAUUGAAAUUAUAUUUUAUGCAAUUUAUAUACUAAUAUUGCAAAGAAGUGAGUUGAAUAGAUUAUUUUACAUGAAUUAAUUAGAUUUUUUUUUUUGCAGUAGGUGCAUAGGGGAUAUGGGAAGUCAUAUAAUAUGAAUGGAUGAAGAGGUGAAUAUUUUACAGAAAGAAUAUAUAUAUAUAUAUAUAUAUAUAUAUAUAUAUAUAUAUAUAUAUAUAUAUAUAUAUAUAUAUAUAUAUAUAUAUUAUUAUUAUUAUUAUUUUAUUUAUUUAUUUUUUAUUUUUUAUUUUUUUUUUUUUUUAGAGAUAAUUGCUAUGAAGAAUUACCAGUAAGUGUUGUAACCCACUAAUCAUUGCCUCAUGCAUACUACUACUACUACUACUACUACUACUACUACUACUACUACUACUACUACUACUACUACUACUACUGGUGUUGCCUUCACCGCAAAAACUGUAUUCCUCCUGUAAUACCACUACAACAACCGCUGCCAGUGUAACCCUAAGUGAUCACAGCUUGCUUGCGAAGUCUUGUAUUCAGGAAUUGUUCAAUGUAGUAAUGUGUUCAGUAUCCAGGAAUUAGUGAUGCAGUACUAUAAUAUAUUUGUUCAUUGCUCUGUUGUCUUAAAUAUGUUAAUGAUGUUUUAUCUUUUAAAUCCUAGUAUUAUUUUCGCGAGUCAUGUUUUCGUGUUUUGGUUACACAUUUAUUAUAUAUCCAUAAGGUUUAUUAAUAAUUUGAAUAUUAAUCUAUUAUUUAGUCAUGUUUUUAUUUGAAUUCACAUUAACACGUUUUUCAUUCAUUUUGGUUUCAUAGUAUGACAUUUUUUAUGGGACUAUAAGAUUCUGAACACUUGUACUUGUUUAUAACUUAGCAUUUCGUAUUUUUAUUUAUUUUAUUUUUCCACCUGGGAUCGAUGGAUCGUGUGUGUGUGUGUGUGUGUGUGAUGAAGGAUUGCUUACCGAUUAUACAUAGAUUUUUUAUUAUUAUUAUUAUUAUUAUUUUUAUUAUUAUUAAUGUUUUAGCAUACCAGUCUCCGUGUAUCUCAACCCAACCGCGCCUUGAUCUGUUUACUAACCGUACAUAAUGUUUCAUAAAAGGCUUCAAUAUGCUGAAGAGAAUUUUUGUAAGAUCUGCCUUUUGUGUACAACUAAGUAUUUCGUUCAUAAUUUAAGACGUACCACAGUUCCUCAUGCUAAACCUAUUCCUCACGCCUUGAUCUUUGUGAUAGGCCUUCAAAAUACAGUAGUAAUCACAAAUUCCUAUAUACUCGAAAAUGUUUGUAACCUUUCGUUCACUCUAAAAUGCACCACAAUCACUCCCCUCCCAAUGCAACCGAACUCAACCCAACCCAACCCAAUCCAAUCCAGCUAAGCCCUCCCCUCGUGCCUUGAUCUUUCAGCUAACCUUUCCGACAACACUCUUAACUCUACGGCGAGGUCACGGUGGUCAUGUGAGAGUCGACACGCAUCGCCAAGUGUACUCUGUUCUACUGGCUGGCAUUAGAACAUGACCAUACCCUCGCCUCAGACUUUUAUUCUCGCUCUCUAUCCAUCCGUGCCUCUCGAAGCCUUUCACGUUAUUAGACUCGACACCCCAAUCCCACUUCCCCAAGGCUUCAAAUUACACACACACACACACACACACACACACACACACAAGGCGUUUUCCAUAUUUUCGUUUUCUGUUCGUUGUAACUCGUUUCCUUUUAGUUUUACCGUGCGCUCAGGAUGAUUUUUCUUGUUUUAUUUGUCCCCAUAUUAUUAUUAUUAUUAUUAUUAUUAUUAUUAUUAUUAUCAUUAUUUAUGGGAAUGUAGAUAUAGAGGUCCAAUAUUUUUUUCAGAGAGAUGCUAUAAAAACUAAAUAUGAUCUUGUGACAAUACAUAUAGUAAGUAUUUUUAAGCCAUCGCUGUACACUAGGAAUAGCUUAUGAUGUGAUAUGAGUUUUUUUUUUUUCGUAUAUUGUGUGCUAUUCCGACUUGUAUAAUUAUGUGUAAAUAUAUAACAAAUUUAUAU